CGAAUUUUCUCUUUCAUUUCUAACCGACCGUUAAACGAGUCGAGUCCGUUUUGGUGAGCGGUCGUGAGUUGAAGAACACGGCUUAUCACAUUUUUUUGUGAAAUUAAAAAAAAUAAAAAAACCCAAAAAAAAUAUAAAAAUAAAAAAUUAACAAAAAAAAUUGUAAAAAGUAGCAAAAAUCGAAAAAGUGUAAAAACUUUCUUUUGAGUUUUUCCUUUGUGUAGAUUUUUUAUACAUCGUAAAGUAUUUCUUAAUUCAUCAAAUUAAGAGGAACAAGUCUUUGUAAGAUUUCCUUUUUUUGAUAAAGAGAGAAAACUAUUUUAUAUACCUUACUUUUCUACAAGAAAUGAACACGGGUGGUCCUAACUAUCAAAUGGCUUCCCUUUACGUUGGUGAUUUGCAUCAGGAUAUUAAUGAAGCUGGACUUUUUGAGAAAUUCUCUGAUGCUGGUCCAGUAUUAUCCAUUCGAGUAUGUCGCGACAUCAUAACUCGUCGUUCUUUAGGCUAUGCCUACGUUAACUUCCAGCAACCAGCUGAUGCUGAGCGUGCUUUGGAUACCAUGAAUUUUGAUUUAAUCGGUGAUAAACCCAUUCGCAUUAUGUGGUCUCAGCGUGAUCCCUCAUUGCGUCGUUCCGGUGUUGGUAAUGUUUUCAUCAAAAACUUGGACAAGAGCAUUGAUAACAAAGCCAUUUAUGAUACUUUCUCGGCAUUUGGUAAUAUUUUGAGCUGCAAAGUAGCUACAGACGAUAAGUGUCAAUCCAAGGGUUACGGUUUUGUACAUUUCGAAACUGAAGAGGCCGCCAAUAAGGCCAUUGCCAAAGUGAACGGUAUGUUGUUGAACGGUAAGAAAGUUUACGUUGGCAAAUUCAUUCCCCGCAAGGAACGCGAGAAGGAGCUCGGCGAAAAGGCUAAAUUGUUCACUAACGUCUACGUUAAGAACUUCCCCGAUGACGUUAACGAUGAGAAAUUGAAGGAAAUGUUUGAGCCUUACGGUAAAAUCACCAGCUACAAGGUCAUGACCAAAGACGAUGGUAAGAGCAAGUGUUUCGGCUUUGUUGCCUUUGAGACUACUGAGGCUGCUGAAGCCGCCGUCGAAGCCCUCAAUGCUAAGGACAUGGGUGAGGGUAAGACCUUGUAUGUUGCUCGUGCCCAAAAGAAGGCCGAACGCCAACAGGAACUUAAACGUAAGUUCGAAGAAUUGAAAAAGAAACGCCAAGAUUCCGUAUACGGUGUCAAUUUGUACGUCAAGAAUUUGGAUGACACCAUCGAUGACGAACGUUUGCGCAAGGAAUUCUCUUUGUAUGGUACAAUUACAUCCGCCAAGGUAAUGACUGAUGAAGAAGGCCGCUCUAAAGGCUUUGGCUUCGUCUGCUUUGUGGCUCCCAAUGAAGCUACUUGUGCUGUCACCGAAUUGAAUGGUCGCGUUAUGGGCUCGAAACCUUUGUAUGUUGCCUUGGCCCAACGCAAAGAAGUGCGCAAGGCUCACCUUGCCUCUCAGUACAUGCGUCACAUGGGUGGUAUGCGUAUGCAACAACUUGGUCAAAUAUUCCAACAUAAUGCUGCUGGUGGUUUCUUCGUGCCCACCAUGGGACCCGGUCAACGUUUCUUGGGUCCACAAGUGCCUACACAAAUGCGUAACACACCACGCUGGGCUGCUCAUGUGCCUCGCCCAGCUCAGGCUGGUGCCGCUCCCGCUGCCGGAGGCUUCCAAAAUGCCGCCAUGGCUCCCGCUGGUACUGCUCAGUACCGCCCACAAGCUGCUGGUGGUGCUCGUGGUCAACCACAAGCUGUUCAAGGAGCUCAUGCUGCCGCUGCCAACACCAUGCGCAAUAGCGGUGCUCGUGCUAUCACUGGACAACAAUCUAUUCCAGCUCCCAAUAUUGCUUUGGCUGGUCCUCAUUUGCCAGCAAAUGCUGCUCAACAGCGUGCUGCCAACUACAAGUACAACACCAAUGUACGCAACCCAACAGUGCAACAAGUCCCAGCACCUCAACCCGUCCCACAGAUGCAUCAAAAGGGACCCGAAAAACUUUUGGCUUCUUUGUUGGCAAAUGCUACAGCACAAGAGCAAAAACAGAUUUUGGGCGAACGUUUGUAUCCAAUGAUCGAACGUAUGCAUCCAUCUUUGGCCGGUAAGAUCACUGGCAUGUUGCUGGAAAUCGAAAAUUCCGAACUCUUGCACAUGAUUGAAGAUCCUGAGGCCCUUAAAGCCAAGGUUGAAGAAGCCGUCGCUGUGUUGCAAGUUCACAACGUUCGUGAAACUGUGCCUACCAAUUAAACAAAGGAAAAACUUGAAAGAAACCAAAAAAAAGAUUUAAAAUUAUAAAAACAACAACUACAGCCAACAUAAUUAAACAAAAAGUUUAGUAGCAAAACACUAACUAACAACAAAAAACACUUUUUUAAAGCAACAAAGCUCAGCAAACUUCAAACAUAUUUUUUGCAUUUUUUUGUAUUUUCAUUUCAAUCAUCCAUCAUCAUACAGCUUUAAAAUAUUUUCUUCUGUUUUUAUUUUUUUGCAGUUUAAUUUUCAAUUCAAUUUAUUCAAAAGUCCCAAGCAAGUUUCACAAGAAAAACAAACAAACAAAUUGGUCAUGCUCAGCCUUUCAAUGGAAUUUUCAAGUUCAGGCUGCUGCAGUACACUUCUUCUUUAUUACUACACUAAAUUCGAACUAUACUUGAUUUAAUUUUAAAUUAAUUUUCAUAUUCUUGAAUAAAUUUUAAUUUGUCCUUCAUUUAUAACUUGCUGAGUUUUAACAAAACAAAUGUUUAUUUUGUUUUUAUCCUUUCAACAUCAUUUAUGAAAAGAAUUUUUUAAAUUAAAAAAUAAGAAAAAAAAAUCAACAAAAAAAUCGAAAAAAUAAAAACUUUAAAAAAUUGAAAACAAAAUAUGAAAAUGCAUAAAAAAUAUUAAAAAAGAACAAAACAACAACAACCACAAAGAAGAAAAAUUAAAUAAAACGAUUGUUUGCUACUUGAAACAAAAAAUUUAUUAAAAGAAAGAAAAAAAACAUAAAAACCCUUACAAAAAAAUCGUAAAAUUUUAUUAAAAAAUUUAAAUAAAAAGUAACAACCUCAGAAGGUUUAAAAAUAUAUAUAAAAAUCACAAAAAAAAAUUAAAAACAUUUUUGAAAAAAUCCAAAUAAAAAUCAGCAAAAAAUUUGCAAAAUUUAAAAAAAAAAGUUAAAAAGAAACAAAAACGAACACCUUUUUGAAAAAGAAUGAAAAAUACAAAAAUGUAGCUGCUUUUUUAAACAACACCACAACAGAACACAACCAACCAUCCAUCAUCUUUCUUUUAGCUUUUUUUGUUUUUUUUUUUAAUGUUAAAAGUUUUUCAUCAACUUGAAAAUGUUUUAUUCACCAUCAUGUGUGUCUGACAUUUUCUUGAAAAAUGUUUACUUGUAUUUUUAUUUUUUUCUAAAAAUAUUACACCACCACAAAACUACAACAACAACAGAAAAUAAUAACCAUGAAACGAAUUGGAAUUUUAUGUUUAGGCUUUAACAUAAUCACAUUACAAUUUUUAUUUUAUUUAUAAUAUUGUAUUUUUUUUUUUUCAAAUAUCUUAAACUUAUUUCUUUUCUUUUUUUUAUUAUUAAAUUACAAUAUACAUACAUAUAUACAUAUGCUAACAAAAAAUUAUCUGAAAUAUUUAUAAAUUCUAUAUAUAUAUUCUAUAUAUUAUAAAUGCAUUAUUGAAAUCCCAUUGAAGACACACAUUUUUUAAUAAAAAUAAAAAAUAAAAAUAUAUAUAUAAAAUUCCACUUCGGCAGAAAA
Messenger RNA from Calliphora vicina (urban bluebottle blowfly), 3780 nucleotides. It is a transcript of the gene pAbp, whose product is annotated as poly(A) binding protein. The record is from RefSeq and is a predicted model, not a curated record. Bases 347 to 2278 code for a protein of 643 amino acids. The transcript has 4 exons. NCBI's taxonomy places the organism in Eukaryota, Metazoa, Arthropoda, Insecta, Diptera, Calliphoridae. Gene Ontology annotation, cellular component: ribonucleoprotein complex; cytosol; nucleus. Gene Ontology annotation, molecular function: mRNA 3'-UTR binding; poly(A) binding; poly(U) RNA binding.